AAAGAAAGAGAAAGGAGAAGGAAGAAAUACCUCAGAAACGAGAGAGAAAACAAAUUUCAAGCUCCAAACUGUUUUGAUUUGUUCUCUGUAGCUAAGCAGCAUAAUAGGAGUCAAGGAAGAAGGAGAGAGCAUGGCGGAUAAGAGUCGUUCCCUCCCGGUGGAUCCUACUUUGCCUCGAUGGGUCUGCCAGAACUGCCGCCACCCCCUCUCCAUCGUUGGCGUUGAUCCUUACGCCGACAAGUUCUUGAACGAUUACUCUUCUCGCUCCGGAAUGCAAGGGUCUUCAAUUCAUGGGGCCAACAGUGUGUUAGGUUCAACUCGCAUGGACAACUCUUUUGUUGUGCUACCAAAGCAGAAACCCCAGUCACAAGGGAUUCCUCCUCGUCCUCGCAGUGGAGUUGGGCCACCUGAUAUGAGUCAGCCGGGGAAGACAAUGGAAGAGUCCUUUGUGGUCGUGUAUAAGUCUGAGUCUGCAUCUGAUGGAAGUGGGACUCAUUUGCCAUCAACUGAAGCAGGAUCCAAUGGUCCUUUGCAGCCUCACAACUCUGGGUUUCACUCAACUAUAACUGUGUUAAAACGUGCAUUUGAGAUCGCCACAACCCAGACUCAGGUUGACCAGCCACUAUGCCUAGAAUGCAUGAGGGUGUUGUCUGACAAACUUGACAAGGAGGUUGAAGAUGUAAAUAGGGAUAUUGAAGCAUAUGAAGCCUGUCUUAAGCGCUUGGAGGGAGACACGCGAGUUGUUCUUAGCGAGGCUGAUUUUCUGAAGGAGAAACUAAAGAUUGAGGAAGAAGAGAGAAAACUUGAAGCUGCAAUUGAAGAAACAGAGAGACAGAAGGCUGAAGUAAAUGCUGAACUGAAGGAGCUGGAGUUGAAAUCUAGCCGCUUUAAAGAAUUGGAGGAGCGGUAUUGGCACGAGUUUAAUAAUUUUCAGUUUCAAUUAAUUUCACACCAGGAAGAGAGAGAUGCAAUUCUGGCACGAAUUGAAGUUUCCCAAGCACAUUUGGAGUUGUUGAAGCGAACUAAUGUGCUCAAUGAUGCCUUCCCCAUCUGUCAGGAAGGAGAAUUUGGUACAAUUAACAAUUUUCGACUUGGAAGGCUUCCUAAAGUUCCGGUUGAGUGGGAUGAGAUAAAUGCUGCUUGGGGCCAAGCUUGCCUUCUCCUCCACACAAUGUGUCAAUAUUACCGGCCAAAGUUUCAAUAUCGAAUAAAAAUUAUUCCUAUGGGCAGCUACCCUCGAAUUAUGGACAGCAACAACAAUACUUAUGAGCUGUUUGGCCCUGUGAACUUGUUUUGGAGCACUCGUUAUGACAAAGCAAUGACACUGUUCGCAACAUGCCUCAAGGACUUUGCCGAGUUUGCACAUUUGAAGGAUCUAGAAAACAACAUACCUCCUGACAAACACUUCAAAUUGCCCUAUAAAAUUGAGAAUGACAAAGUCGGAACCUAUUCCAUCACGCAGAGCUUCAACAAGCAGGAAAACUGGACCAAAGCUCUCAAGUACACCCUCUGCGAUUUGAAAUGGGCUCUUUACUGGUUUAUAGGGAACACAAACUUCCAGCCUCUUACCUCAGUGGCAUCUUCUCAUGCUGAUGUUCCAGAUGUAGGUUCUUUGUACACAAAGCGUGGUACUGACCCCCAAGCCUGAAUUCUUUAGACCAAUCAAACCCAUCACACCAAAUGAAGUUUACUCCACAUACUGACUUGUAAAUGAAUAUUAACUUUAAAUCUUGUGCAGUUCAAAUCAUUGAUUUUGUCCUAUUACGCGUUCAUGUGGCAUUGAUUGGAAAGCAUAAGUUUCUAUUUUGUUA
Messenger RNA from Juglans microcarpa x Juglans regia, 1811 nucleotides. Its product is annotated as beclin-1-like protein. Lineage: Eukaryota; Viridiplantae; Streptophyta; Magnoliopsida; Fagales; Juglandaceae. The record is from RefSeq and is a predicted model, not a curated record. Gene Ontology annotation, cellular component: phosphatidylinositol 3-kinase complex, class III, type II; phagophore assembly site; phosphatidylinositol 3-kinase complex, class III, type I. Gene Ontology annotation, biological process: cellular response to nitrogen starvation; late endosome to vacuole transport; autophagy. Bases 131 to 1648 code for a protein of 505 amino acids. The transcript has 10 exons.